GAGAUCAUCCCCCUCCUCCUCCUCCUCCUCCUCCUCCUCUUCUUCCUCCUCCUCCCCCCUGCGGUGCUUGGUGGUGGAGAAGAGAGUACGCGCUCGGCGGCGAAGGGAGAGAGUCUAGAGCUGAGGUGAUCUGACCCACCGAGGAGACGCAGUCAAUGUGGGAGCAAACCGAGAAGUGAACCGGUGUGAGAGCGAGGGUGGCGAGGAGGGACGAAGAGAGAGAGAGAGAGAGAGAGACAGAGAGAGAAGAGAAAAUAAAUCCCUCUCUGCUUUGCUUAUAGAUAGCCUGUCUGUUGCGCCGCAAAGAUGGGGAACCGGGGAAUGGAGGAAUUGAUUCCUCUGGUGAACCGCAUGCAGGAUGCCUUCUCCUCCAUCGGUCAAAACGCGAACCUGGACCUCCCGCAGAUCGCAGUGGUGGGCGGCCAGAGCGCGGGGAAGAGCUCGGUGCUGGAGAACUUCGUCGGGAAGGAUUUCCUUCCCCGUGGGUCUGGCAUCGUGACUCGUCGUCCUUUGGUUCUGCAGCUGAUGAACUGUCCCACAGAGUAUGCAGAGUUCCUCCACUGUAAGGGCAAAAAGUUCACAGAUUUCGAUGAGGUCCGGCAGGAGAUUGAGGCAGAGACUGACCGCAUCACCGGGGCCAACAAGGGCAUCUCCCCUGUGCCCAUCAACCUGCGGGUGUAUUCCCCUCAUGUGCUGAACCUGACCCUGGUGGAUCUGCCGGGGAUGACCAAGGUGCCUGUGGGCGACCAACCUGCAGACAUCGAGUUCCAGAUCAGAGAAAUGCUGAUGCAGUUUGUCACCAAGGAGAACUGCCUGAUGCUGGCUGUCUCCCCAGCCAACUCUGAUCUGGCCAACUCUGACGCUUUAAAGAUUGCCAAAGAGGUCGACCCCCAGGGUAUGAGGACCAUUGGUGUGAUCACCAAGCUGGACCUGAUGGACGAGGGGACAGAUGCUAGAGAAAUCCUGGAGAACAAACUGCUUCCACUCAGGAGGGGUUACAUCGGUGUGGUGAACAGGAGCCAGAAGGACAUAGAUGGAAAGAAGGAUAUUAAUGCUGCUAUGGCUGCUGAGAGGAAGUUCUUUCUCUCCCAUCCUGCGUAUAGACACCUGGCAGACCGUAUGGGUACUCCCUACCUCCAGAAAAUCCUCAAUCAGCAACUGACCAACCACAUCCGCGACACCCUGCCAGGUCUGCGAGCCAAGCUUCAGAGUCAGCUUCUUUCCAUAGAGAAGGAGGUGGAGGAGUACAAGAACUUCAGACCUGACGAUCCAUCUCGCAAGACCAAGGCUCUCCUCCAGAUGGUGCAGCAGUUCUCUGUGGAUUUUGAGAAGUGCAUAGAGGGCUCUGGGGACCAGAUUGACACGGCGGAGCUGUCAGGUGGUGCGAGGAUCAAUCGCAUCUUCCAUGAACGCUUCCCCUUUGAACUGGUCAAGAUGGAGUUUGAUGAGAAGGAGCUCCGCAAGGAGAUCAGCUACGCCAUCAAGAACAUUCAUGGCAUCAGGACGGGGCUGUUCACCCCUGACCUGGCCUUUGAGGCCAUAGUGAAAAAGCAGAUCCAAAAGCUGAAGGAGCCCUCACUGAAGUGUAUAGAUAUGGUAGUGAGCGAACUCACCUCCACCAUUCGAAAGUGUAGUCUAAAGCUGGCUCAGUAUCCCAUGCUGAGAGAGGAGAUGGAGAGAAUCGUCACCCAGCACAUCAGGGAUCGAGAAAACCGCACCAAGGCCCAGGUGUUGCUGUUGAUAGACAUUGAGUUGUCCUACAUGAACACCAACCAUGAGGACUUUAUUGGAUUUGCCAAUGCUCAGCAAAGGAUCAACCAAAUGAACAAGAAGAAGGCAGCUGGCAACCAGGAUGAAAUCAUGGUGAUCAGGAAGGGCUGGCUGACCAUCAACAACAUCGGUAUCAUGAAGGGAGGAGCCAAGGAGUACUGGUUUGUCCUCACCGCAGAGUCUCUGUCUUGGUACAAGGACGAUGAGGAAAAAGAGAAGAAGUACAUGCUGCAGGUGGACAACCUGAAGCUGCGCGAUGUGGAGAAAGGUUUCAUGUCCAGCAAGCACAUCUUUGCCCUCUUCAACACCGAGCAGAGGAAUGUGUAUAAGGACUACCGUCAGCUGGAGCUGGCCUGCGAAAGUCAGGAAGAUGUUGAUGCAUGGAAGGCCUCCUUCCUCAGAGCUGGUGUUUAUCCUGAACGGGUUGUGGACAAGGAAGGAAAGGGUGAUGGCGGUGACGAUAACAGCUCUGAAAACUUCAUGCACAGCAUGGACCCUCAGCUGGAGCGGCAGGUGGAGACCAUUCGCAACCUUGUCGACUCCUACAUGGCCAUUGUCAACAAGACUGUCCGCGACUUGAUACCGAAGACCAUCAUGCACCUCAUGAUUAACAAUUCCAAGGAGUUCAUCAACGCCGAGCUGCUGGCCCAGCUGUACUCGUGUGGCGACCAGAACUCUCUGAUGGAGGAGUCUCAGGAGCAGGCCCAGCAUCGUGAUGAGAUGCUGCGGAUGUACCAUGCCCUGCGAGAGGCCCUCAGCAUUAUCGGUGACAUCAGCACAAGCACCGUAACCACCGCCAUGCCGCCACCUGUGGACGACUCCUGGCUGCAGGUGCAACGGGGCGGCUCCGGAGGAAGGUCUCCAGCCACCAGUCCAACUCCAAACCGCAGGGCUCCGCCGGGACCUCCUGCCCGUCCAGGCUCCCGUGGGCCUCCACCUCCUCCUGCUGGGGGACCACCUGUCCCAUCUCGCCCGGGAGCUUCUCCUGACCCUUACAGUGGGCCGCCACCCACCGUGCCCUCCCGGCCUAACCGCGCACCCCCAAGUGUGCCCAGUCGGAGACCCCCGCCUUCUCCAACCCACUAGACCUCUGAGCUCCUCCCUCCCCUCCUCCGCCCAUCCCUCCUCCGGUGGACGAGAGGCCGCAGACAACAACAGCGCCACCUUCCUGACGUUUUCUGACCUCACCUGACCUGAGCUGGCUCCCUCACUCCUGCUCCUACUUCUCCCUUGCAACAAGCCAUGCCUCUCUCUCCCACCCCCCACCCCCACCUCUGUUUCGCACAGGGACGCAGAAUACUUGAAACACACCCGCAUGACUGACAUACGAACAUGCCGAACCCUCAGAAUUUAAAUAAACUAUGUGUAAAAUAUGACAUAACUGAUAAGAAACAAAUUGGUGAGUGUAUGCGCACAUAUGCAUGCACACCUGCUUACAUAAAUAUACACAUAUAUACACAAGCAGACACACAAGAUAUUUUUUUCCACCUUUUAAACUUAAGGGAGGAGACUUUUGCAACUUUUUGCAUGACACUUUGCCUGAGUAUUACAUCAUACUCCAGCAUUUCUAAUGAGUAUCCUGGCUGCUGACUGACUUAUUUUUCUCUUAUUAACAUUUGUUUUAUCUUUAUUUGUUUUAUUUAUUUUAUGUUUUUGUCUGAUUUACUUUUUAAAUAAAGAAAUACUUCACCAAAAAAUGCUAAGUUUUGUAUCACAGACUCACAAAUGUGGUAGCUAACAGCAAAACACACAGCAGAAUGUCUAUAAAAAAAAUCUUCAGUUCAGUUAUUUUGGAGACUUGGAUUAUGAUGCAGAAUUUUUGGUGGAGUAUUUAAGGGUGGUGAUGCAAGCUGAAGUGGACUGGACUGGAUAUUGCAUCUGUAUUUUUCCAUGUAAUUUCUGACUGUUGUAUUCAGGUUUUGAUCUGUAAUAGAGCCCCCCCCCCAAAAAAAAAAAAAAAAAAAAAAGAAUCACAGACAAGGACACACUUGAAUCACAUUAAAUCAAGUCCACUUGUACUUGAGAAGUAAACAUCCAAAGAGAAGAGCUGGUGCCACUCGCACAUUCAGUAUUUAUCUUAGAAGUUGCAAGUUGUGGGUUUUUUUUAGGGGGGGUCAGCUACACCCUCAGAUAUCUGGACAGACAGUUGGGGCCAGCUGUUCUUCAACAUUGCUUUCCCUCCAUCCUCCUCCUCUUUCUCCCUCUGCUGUAAAACAGGAGGAGCGAUCAUGUGAGGGACAAUCUGGACCCUUUUUUUUCUUUACCUCGCUGCCACUAAAAUUCACCUGUGUUUUCUUGUGUAAUUGAAUGGUUUUGGAGCGGACAGCCUAAUUAUUCACGACUGUAAUCUCGCACAGCUGUGUAACAACCAUCUCUUAAAACACUGCUUCCACAGAAACUAUGCAACAAACAAAAUGGUUUCCUAAUCUUUAAUCUUUUUUUUAAUGGGCUACUCCUGUAGCACUUUUCCCUCUUCCCUCUCCUCUUCACACAAACUUUGUUACUGUUUUAUCUCAUGGAGGCGGGAUUUAGAUAGAAAGGGUAAUAUAUAGGACAUCAGUCUGCAGACAGCUGCGUGCCACCAGUCAAUUAAGAACCAGAGAACAUUUUUAACUAAGAGGAAGGGAAUCUGUGGCCUGGGUUGCAGCCUGAGCUCCUUUUUUUUAUUCAGAAGGAAAUACUGGGGAAGGUUUUAAAUCAGCCUUGAUCACAUUAUGCAUCAAAUCUUCUGAAAUACUAACAGGAAAAACUUUCAGGUUGAUAAUCUGCCAUUUCUUUUCUGUUUUUUUCCUCCUUUUUGUUUCUUCUUUUCUUCCCUCUCUCAGUGGUCACGGGGGUGAGUGAGAGCACGAAAACAGCCACAGUCUAUGCAUAAAACUAUCAAACCCCACCCCACCACUUUUGCUGUGUGAGAGCCUGUGAGUUGAACCCCCUCGUCUUUUCGCCCUCCCCUCCGCCCCUCCUUUUACUACCGCCGAACUUCUGCCGUCAGCGUGAUGUGUGUCGUGUUUCACCCCCCAAUCACCCACCCACCGAGCAAAUAUUACAAACCCACCAGCCACGACAAAACCCAUCUCUGUACCUCAACUGAUGUCAUUUACAAACCCACCUGAAACACUUCAGUGACCCCCCCUCGUGCAUCUUAGACUGCAAAGCAAACACAGCGAAGCAUAUUCUACUUAUUAUUUAACAGUAAAUAGUUUAUUAUGGACAUAUCUUAAUGCGUUAUCCUGUAUAUGUGUGGUGCAUCUUAUGGGACUUGUACUUCCACUGUCUAGAGAUUUAGUCUGCAAUGUAUGAAACUGCUGAAUAUUUAAAUUAUUACGAAUGAAUAUGUGUAUAAGGACAUAAUAUUUGACAAACUUACAAAAAAUGUAUAAUGCAGUGAUGUAUAUGGACAUGUGCAGACUGUAGCAGGGAGAGGUUUUCUUUUUUUGUUUGUUUUGUUUUUCUUGUCUCUCUCUCUGUGUGUAGAGGAGCAGGGAUAUUCAGUGUGAGUGUGUGAACUCCUGCAGCAACCAAGUCCUGCAUCUUGUUGAGACUGAUUUGGAUAAAAGGAUGAUUUUACCCUGCAGGAUUGCUGUGCUUUGUCAACACAUUAAAAACCUCAGUGUA
Molecule: messenger RNA, 5385 nt
Organism: Lates calcarifer (barramundi perch)
Lineage: Eukaryota; Metazoa; Chordata; Actinopteri; Centropomidae
Gene: dnm1a
Product: dynamin 1a
Exons: 22
Coding region: 307-2856 (849 amino acids)
Cellular component (GO): membrane; microtubule; cytoplasm
Molecular function (GO): GTPase activity; microtubule binding; GTP binding
Source: RefSeq, a predicted model, not a curated record